Molecule: messenger RNA, 3647 nt
Organism: Conger conger (European conger)
Lineage: Eukaryota; Metazoa; Chordata; Actinopteri; Anguilliformes; Congridae
Gene: dlat
Product: dihydrolipoamide S-acetyltransferase (E2 component of pyruvate dehydrogenase complex)
Exons: 14
Coding region: 195-2147 (650 amino acids)
Biological process (GO): pyruvate decarboxylation to acetyl-CoA
Cellular component (GO): pyruvate dehydrogenase complex
Molecular function (GO): dihydrolipoyllysine-residue acetyltransferase activity
Source: RefSeq, a predicted model, not a curated record
AGGAGAGCCGUAAAGUGACAGGGAGGUCAUUCGGAAAGUGAGGGUCCUUGAUCAGCACUGGGGGAUAAUUUGCGGUAGCUUCACAUAGUUACUGAUUUUUAAAAAAAGGAAAUCGCCCGUUUUUAGUACAGGGUUGCUUCCUGUGUAGAUCCGAUCGCAGCUACUCUUUGUUGAGAAAUAGCCAGGUUGUCAAGAUGCUACGUUUGGUGGUGCGGUUGAGACAGUCUGGAUGUCUCACUCGUUCCAGUCUACACCCGGGCCCUGCCCUGAGCUCGCGAGCCGAACCGGGCACAAGACACCUGAAGCGGUACCAUACUGGUGGUUGCACUCGGUUUAGGCCUAUGUCUCAUAUCACGAAAUUCAGUAAUGUUACCAACAGAAACGGCUACGUGCAACGCUGUCAGAUUGCAAGUAUCCACCAAAGCCAACGGUGCUACAGUUUACCACCUCAUCAAAAGGUGGAGCUACCUGCUUUAUCCCCCACAAUGCAAAUGGGCACCCUCGCCCGUUGGGAGAAGAAGGAAGGGGAGAAGAUUUCAGAAGGAGACCUGAUUGCAGAGGUGGAGACGGACAAAGCGACUGUGGGAUUCGAGAUCCUGGAAGAGUGCUACCUGGCCAAGAUCCUGGUUGCCGAGGGAACGAGGGAUGUGCCCAUCGGAGCGGUCAUCUGCAUCACGGUGGACAGCCCCGACCACAUCCCUGCGUUUAAGGACUACACGUUGGAAAUGGCCGCUGCUUCCGCCCCCCCAGCCGCGGCGGCGGCCCCUCCCCCGCCUGCUCCUGCUGCGGCCCCCCCGCAGGCCCCCGGCAGCUCGUACCCCUCCCACAUGAAGAUCCUGCUGCCUGCGCUCUCCCCCACCAUGACCAUGGGCACGGUGCAGCGCUGGGAGAAGAAGGUGGGGGAGAAGUUGAGCGAGGGAGACCUGCUGGCCGAGAUAGAGACCGACAAGGCCACAAUCGGGUUUGAGGUGCAGGAGGAGGGAUACCUGGCUAAGAUCAUGAUCACUGAGGGCACGCGAGACGUGCCCCUGGGAACCCCGCUCUGCAUCAUUGUGGAGAAGGAGGCCGACAUCGCCGCCUUCGCCGACUACGUGGAGACGGGCGUGGCGGAGAUCAUGACCCCUCCUCCACCCCCAGCCCCGGUAGCAGCCCCCACUCCUCCCCCUCCUCCUGCUGUGGCCCCUGCUGCAGUCCCCGCUGCAGUCCCUGCUGCGGCCCCUAAGGACCGAGUGUUCGCCAGCCCUCUGGCCAAGAAACUGGCUGCAGAAAAGGGCAUCAGCCUGGCCCAGGUCAAGGGGACAGGCCCAGAUGGAAGGGUCACCCGGAAGGACAUCGAGAGCUUCGUCCCGCCCAAGCCAGCACCCGCCCCUCCGGUGGAACCCGCGGUUGCCCCUGCUGCCCCUGCACCUGCCCCUGUUGCCCCCACCCCUGCUGUGGCUGCUGCACCGACGGGCACCUUCACAGACAUCCCCAUCAGCAACAUCCGCAAGGUAAUAGCACAGAGGUUGAUGCAGUCCAAACAGACGAUCCCACACUAUUACCUGUCUGUUGACGUCAAUAUGGACCAAGUUCUGGAGUUGAGGAAGGAACUCAACCAGGAGGUAAAAGCAGAUAACAUCAAGCUCUCUGUGAAUGACUUCAUCAUCAAGGCCUCAGCCCUGGCUUGUUUGAAGGUCCCUGAGGCAAACUCCUCUUGGCUGGACACUGUGAUCCGUCAGAACCACGUGGUUGACGUCAGUGUUGCAGUCAGUACAGCCAACGGUCUGAUCACACCCAUCGUGUUCAACGCCCACAUCAAGGGCUUGGCGACCAUCAGCCAAGACGUGGGCUCAUUGGCCGCCAAGGCACGCGACGGGAAGCUCCAGCCACACGAAUUCCAGGGCGGCACAUUCACCAUCUCCAACCUGGGCAUGUUCGGCAUCAAGAACUUCUCAGCGAUCAUCAACCCUCCACAGGCCUGCAUCCUGGCUGUGGGUGGCUCAGAGAGGAGACUGCUGCCUGCAGACAACGAGAAAGGGUUCGACGUGGCCAGCAUGAUGUCGGUGACGCUGAGCUGUGACCACCGGGUGGUGGACGGGGCGGUGGGGGCCCAGUGGCUGGCCGAGUUUCGCAAGUUCCUGGAGAAACCCGUCACCAUGCUGCUGUGAUUACUCAGAUCAGGACAACCUCCACCCAGGAUUCACACUCCAACCCCAACACCCCCACCCCCCGCCCCCCCUAAAAAAAAAAAAAAAGUAUAUCCACUUUCUUUUCUCCCUCUAUUUCUCUGUCUCUCUCACACACUCACAUGCAACUACAUAAUCAGUUUCAUUUCAACCGUGCAGAGGCUAUGUGUAGGGGUUCUCCCAGCUGUUGAGGUUUUGAAUACUCUGGUAUUCAACAAGCAGAGGUUUCACUCAGUGCUGGGCUUUAUGUUCUAGGACUGUCGUAGGCUCUUCUGCAGUAGUCUGCCUGGCUCUGUCUGAUUUGAAGCAGAUGUUUGUUCAGUAAGGACAGGGCCAGGAAGGUAAUUGACGAGAAAGGCUAUCAUUUCAUCGCCUCAGUUUUGUGAGGCAUUAGCAUCGAAAGGGUCACAGGACAGGGACUUGUGUGCCAAACCAUCAGGGGUCUUCUGUGAAAGUCGACACAUUUCCAGGGCCCUCUAACUCAGCUUCUCUACCUCUGCCCGUUAUAUCGUUCCUCCAAACCCGUCAGAAACGUGACGCUCCUGGUUACUGUAAUCAUAUGAGCUGCAGUGCACACACGAUGAGUCAUGUUACAGGGCCUUCAAACAUAGGGUCGAUUAAACUUACCAUACUUGAAUACAAGAAACAUGGCUUAUUUAUUUAACUUUGUCAGCUUUCACUCCUGACAAAGAGUGACUGCAUUCUAAUGGGGAUUGUGAGUUUUCAAAAAGAUAUAUAUGGAUUUACGUAUGCGUGUCACUUCUCUUUAAUGUCAAAGAUGCGUAAGAAAUAGGCCUGCGUGGAGCCUUGAAUAGUGCUUUAGCAGUACUGAGGAAAAGAAGAAAAAAAAAAACUAGGGAAAUGUGUGUGUGUGUGUGUGUCAGAGAGAUGCGUUUCACUUUCAGAUAAAAAGGAAGCCCCAGGUCAGUACUUCCUGAGGGGAGGCAAUUCUGAAAAGAUGGCUAUUACAGGUAGCAGGACAAGUAAUACAUGUAUAUUACCUUUAAGGGAGGUGUUAUUUUACAAACAAAACGUGUGACAUUCUGCAAGAAGGAAGACCUCACUACUUUUUACUAGUUUGUUACAAUUGGGACAUGUAUCCUUUGAAAAAUGCAAAUGGAAUAUUUCAGUAUUUUUUUUCAUAGUGGAGAUUCAGUAUGGACACAAGGUCUGCCUACCUUUUCCAUAUUUUAAAUGGUCUUUCAAAUAUGUACAGUAUGUUUGGUAUCCAGAGUUACCAAGAUGUACAAUGCAUUUAUAACUGCUUAUACAGUACUAUUUUGUGUCCAACUGUCCUGGCAAAAGCAGGCCAUGGUUUCACCAUGUUUCCGUGUGUAUGUAUGUAUGUAUGUAUGUAUGUAGCAUAGCCUGAAGUGCAUUUGUCCCUUACAGUUGACCUUGUAUGUUGGUUUUGGAAUGAAAGGUAGAAGGCGUGUGGGAGUUUCAGACUGUAAUAAAGUGAAUAGGUCCAGUCUCCACCAA